This is a messenger RNA of Quercus lobata, 693 nucleotides long. RefSeq lists its product as uncharacterized. NCBI's taxonomy places the organism in Eukaryota, Viridiplantae, Streptophyta, Magnoliopsida, Fagales, Fagaceae. The transcript has a single exon. The coding region runs from base 1 to 693 and encodes 230 amino acids. The record is from RefSeq and is a predicted model, not a curated record.
AUGGCUGGCGACCCUUUGAAGCGUAAUCAGAACCUGUAUUGCGCAUACCAUCAGGAGCUAGGUCACACUACUGAUGAUUGCAGGAACCUGAAAAACUAUUUAGACCGGCUCGUCCGAGAAGGGAAGCUGAGACAUCUGCUGCAUCGCCCUGAAAGAUGGCAAGAACCAUCAAACAAUGAAACCAGACAAAGUACAUUGAGGCCACCCAUUGGCACAAUUAAUGUCAUUUUCGCCGCACCUAGAAGGACAGGCUCUGUCCCCUUCAGGGUAAUGUCAGUGAGCAGUUUCCUAACUAAGCCAGACGACAGGGAAUCCAAGAGAGCUAGAAUGAGCGCCACGCCAUUAAUCGGGUUCACGGAGGAAGACAAACAAGGAACUAUCCAACCCCACGAUGAUGCCUUAGUCGUUACGUUCAGAAUAGGAGGUUAUGACGUGAAAAGGGUGUUAGUUGAUCAAGGCAACGCAGUGGAGAUAAUGUACCCUGAUUUGUAUAAGGGACUGAACUUGAAGCAGGAAGACCUGUCGCCAUACGAUUCCCCCUUAGUUAGCUUUGAAGGAAAGGUCGUCAUCCCGAGAGGCAUGAUUAGGUUGCCUAUGCAAACAAACUCAGAUGUGGUAGAAGUGAGCUUCAUUGUCGUAGAUGCAUACUCCCCUUACACAGCUAUCGUGGCCGGCCAUGGCUUCAUGCACUAG